Megalobrama amblycephala (Wuchang bream) is the source of this 1230-nucleotide messenger RNA. RefSeq lists its product as uncharacterized. The coding region runs from base 1 to 1230 and encodes 409 amino acids. The record is from RefSeq and is a predicted model, not a curated record. Gene Ontology annotation, biological process: deoxyribonucleotide biosynthetic process. The transcript is spliced from 2 exons. Gene Ontology annotation, molecular function: ribonucleoside-diphosphate reductase activity, thioredoxin disulfide as acceptor. NCBI's taxonomy places the organism in Eukaryota, Metazoa, Chordata, Actinopteri, Cypriniformes, Xenocyprididae. Gene Ontology annotation, cellular component: cytosol.
AUGGCAUUACUCCACCGCAUGUCAGGAGAGUGCAUCAAGUCCGAGUUGGACUUGUUCACCCUUCCUCUGACGCAGACGGUUAUUGAGAAAAGCAGUUAUUUAGAAGUGCCUCCUUUAUCGGCUAUAUCAGACUCUUCGCCUUUGGAGUUUUUUAUAGCCGGGAAUGGCGACGAUUAUGUCGACCUAAAUAACACACUGCUGUAUCUACGUCUUAAGAUCACAAGACCUAAUGGGGCUGAUUUACCAAACGAUGCCAAGAGUUCGAGUACGUAUCCUUACCGAUGUAUCAUUGAGAGUCUGAUCAACUACAGUAAAGAUGCGUUGGAAUCGCUUUUCUCAGCCGGCUUGUUUUACAAAGACACUGCCGGCCAUAUGGAUGAGACUGACCCCGGCGGGGAUAACCAGGGACUGGCGAAGAGGUCGGCCUACACUGCGAACAGCAGAGUGGUGGAACUGUUGGCUCCUAUUCACAGCAAUAUUUUCUUUCAAGAAAAAUUGAUGGUGAAUGGAAUCGACAUUAAACUGAGGAUGAUCAGAGCCAAAGACGAAUUCUGCCUGAUGAGGGACGGGGAUGUGGCGUACAAAUUAAAUAUUAUGUCAGCGAGCCUAUUUGUCAAGAAAGUCUCUGUAUCACCGCCUGUGAGACUGGGGCAUGCCCAGGCGCUGCUAUCGACUACUGCAAAGUACCCCAUAGAUCGUGUUUGUUUAAAAAAUUUCUCCAUACCAGCAGGGUCCCGUGUUUCGAAUCAAGAAAAUUUGUUUUUAGGAACGCUACCAAAAUCUAUCGUCCUGGCUAUGGUUGAUAACGACGCGUUCACAGGAACCUAUAAUAAAAACCCUUUUGCAUUCAAACAUUACGAUUUGGAGUUCCUAGCAGUCUAUGUUGACGGACAACAAUUUCCUGCCAAACCGCUACAGCCGAAUUUUGAAUCGGGAGCGGCAGUACGUGAAUUUUAUCAACUGGCUAUGGCCUCUGGAAGACAUCUUAAAAACCAAGCGCUCUCUAUCGACAGGGAUGACUUUCUGAAUGGAUACACCCUUUAUGCCUUCAACCUCACACCUGACGAAGAGUGCAGUCAGCACAUAUCGCUCAUCAAGUCUGGUAACAUCAGACUCGAGGCACGCUUCCGACAACCGUUGCCACAGACUAUUAAUUUAUUAGUCUACGCCGUCUUUGAUAGUAUCAUUGAAGUGUCUAACCGCAGACAGGUCCUGGUUAACUACUAUUGA